Messenger RNA from Fusarium oxysporum Fo47, 582 nucleotides. RefSeq names its product P-loop containing nucleoside triphosphate hydrolase protein. The annotation marks the transcript as partial. The transcript has 4 exons. The record is from RefSeq and is a predicted model, not a curated record. Gene Ontology annotation, biological process: small GTPase-mediated signal transduction. NCBI's taxonomy places the organism in Eukaryota, Fungi, Ascomycota, Sordariomycetes, Hypocreales, Nectriaceae. Gene Ontology annotation, molecular function: GTPase activity; GTP binding.
AAAGAAAAGACAGAACAUAUGGAGCGUACAAACGCCAUUCGCAGGAAGCUUGUUAUUAUUGGAGACAGUGCUUGCGGCAAGACAAGCUUGCUAAGCAUGUUCACUCUUGGCAAUUUUCCAGCAGUAAACCUUACCUUUCUGGAUGGACAAGCUGUGGAGUUUGCUUUGUGGGACACAGCUGGUCUGGAAGACUAUGCACGAUUAAGACCACUGGCAUACUCGAACGCAAAUAUCAUUCUAAUCGGUUUCUCUGUCGAAGACCUCUGCUCAUUAAAUAAUGUCAAGUGCAAGUGGAGUAAGGAGGCUACUCGCCUAUGUCCUGGCGUUCCAGUUGUUCUUGUUGGCUUGAAGAAGGACCUUCGGGAAGACCCAACUACGACCAGGAAGAUAGGAGAGAGCUCCCUGCGAUUUGUCACUGAACAUGAGGGCGAGAUAGUUGCUUACGAAAUUGGCGCCAAAAUGUAUUUGGAGUGCUCGAGUUUAAGCGGUGAGGGUGUCGAUACCGUGUUUGAGAUAGCCAGCCGGAUAGCUCUGUUAGCAGUCCGGAAAGUCACGGGAGAAGGCUGCUGUCCUAUCCUGUGA